AUAUAUAUUUUUUUUUUAUACAAUUAAAUUAUUUGAAUUUCUUUUUAAAUAGCCGGGCUCACACUGCUGCUGAAGGUACGCACAUACAUCCAGAAACAGUCUUUAGCCUGAACCUGCAACAAUUGAUGAUAAUUAAUGACACAAACACGUUAAUUACUUAUCUAAAACUACCACUAGUAUUACUGCUGCAAAUUGGUAAUACCAAACAUACAAAAACGAUUUCAAAACACAAAUAUUUGUAUUAUUUGAAUUCCAUUGAAUCUUGAUUAAAUCAUAAACAAACACACACACUUUUCGCAGUGGGUUGUGCUGGAUCUGUGUACUUGAAUCGGAAGCCUUAACUUGAUUAUUACUCAACUUAAUAAAAUUAAUAUUAAAUCUAAGUUUUGUUGGAAGUAUGAAUUGAAUUGUUUGUGAUUAUUGAAUUGUUUACACAGAAAUUUUGUUAGUCGAUAUUGGAUUAUGGAUAAUAAAGAACAGAAAGCCUGAUGUUACUUGCUCGAGAGCUGAAUUACUAGUGAAUUACAUAUGUUUCUCACAUUGGGAGCCCAAAAAUUUGCUGUGCUUCAAGGCUGACUAGAUGGGAAUAUGUAUUUUGUUGAACUGUAAAACGCCUGCUAGAUGGGAAUAUGCACUUUGAUUAACUGUAAAACGGCUGAGCGAUAUAUUGACAGUUCACGCACAAAUGCAAUUACCUGGCGAAAUUUUCAACAAACUAAAAGAGGAAUUUUCUUUCGAGUCUAUCUUAUUGUUAAACAACGAAAUUGAGGAGUGCUGGAUGGAUCUAAGUGUCGCAUAUUCAACUCCAAUUAUCAAAUUAAAUGGAUAUCAAUUCUUUCGACUUAAGAACAACUUCAAAACUAACUUUCUAGUACUUAUUUGCCCGUACAACCCAUCAGAUCCGGUUCUAAGAGCGAUCGAUAUAAAUCUUGACGGAAUGCGAGAAAGUCCAACAUUAUUUUUGAUAAAUGAGUCUAUCGAUAUUGAUGGUUUAUUUUCGGAUUGUUAUAAUAAGGCGAUGUUGAAUGUGCUGGCAAUUGGUAAUUGGAGUCAGGAGCAUAUCUAUAGCUAUCAUGCAUUUCCGCAAUAUAAGCGAAUCGAGCGAAGGAUUGCAGAAGUGCAACGGUUUCUGGAGCCACAGCUGAAGAAUAUGGCUGGUCAUCCAUUUGUCACCUUAUCGGAUAAUAUAAUGCCCCGUAGUAUCAUCUAUAAGGAUGCGAACGGAACUCGGCAACUGGCUGGUUACUUACUUCCAUUCAUGCGAAACUUUGUGAGACGAUUAAAUGCAACUUUUACGGUUUGGUGGGAAGGAGAUUUAAAGGAUGGAGAGAUACUUAAUGGAUGGAAAAUGAAAAGAUUGAUAAAUAUGGGCAAAGUGAAUGCACCAAUGAGUAUAUCGGAGUUUCCAUCACCCACCAGCAGUUAUGUAGUGGAAAUGUCCAAGUGUCAAUUGAUGUUACCCACAGAGCCGGAAGUAAGUACCUCUCUGGUCAUGAUAGAUGCCGCAAAUCCUAUGCAUUUUAUUCUGGUCUCGAUUGCAAUGCUCCUAUUUGGUUUACUACUAUACAAUGCUCAACGUUUGGAGUUGGGAUUGAGUCCCGGCCUGAUGUGCUUGGGUAUCUGCAUCGAUUCGGUCUUGAGGGCCAUGAUCUGCCAGACAUUUGUGUUGCGUCGAACACCAAGCUUAAGGCUAAUGUGGAUAUAUUUUCUGCUCUUCAUCUGCAGCUUCUUAUCCUACAAUAUUUAUAUAGCUCAGCUGCAGAUGCUGCUGGUGCAACCUUUGAGAGAACCACUGGUACGCACCUAUGAGGAUAUGCGCCGAACUGGUUUGAAGAUUCUUUUGACUGAGAUCGAUAAAAAUGCAAUGAGUGACGCGUUUGGCAAAGAAACACUGGAAAAAAAUUGGGAUGUGCAUCGGCUGGUGGAUUCCGCCACAUAUCAAGCUUUGCGUAGUCUACCAAAUAUAUCCUAUGCAUAUCCCGUAACCCAAACCCUUUGGCCUCUAAUCAAACGUAAGUUCGCCAAGCAGUCGCGAGUAUCCUUUCGCCUGUCGCAGGAGUUUGAAUACAUUUCGCUGAUGCCCUACGCCAUUCCACUCAGCAGAAACUCCAUUUAUCGGCUGCCACUCAAUCGUUAUAUUUUGGACACCCAAUCAAGUGGACUAUAUAAGUUGUGGAGAUAUCGUGUUUUCGAUAAACUGGUUGCUAUUCGUCAAUUUACUGAACUGCCCUAUGAAGGUAGUUAUUGCAAUACCCUUUUGCAAAGCAAGUACAGCUCAUAUUAUGUUUAUGCCUAUUUUUGCGCAAUUGCAGUUUGCCUCUUGGUAUUUGUUAUCGAAAUUGUGGUUUAUGCUCUGCUAUGA
Messenger RNA from Drosophila grimshawi, 2362 nucleotides. RefSeq lists its product as uncharacterized. The transcript is spliced from 2 exons. Lineage: Eukaryota; Metazoa; Arthropoda; Insecta; Diptera; Drosophilidae. Bases 686 to 2362 code for a protein of 558 amino acids. The record is from RefSeq and is a predicted model, not a curated record.